Messenger RNA from Rhizopus microsporus ATCC 52813, 725 nucleotides. RefSeq lists its product as uncharacterized. The transcript is spliced from 4 exons. The coding region runs from base 19 to 456 and encodes 145 amino acids. NCBI's taxonomy places the organism in Eukaryota, Fungi, Mucoromycota, Mucoromycetes, Mucorales, Rhizopodaceae. Gene Ontology annotation, molecular function: structural constituent of ribosome. Gene Ontology annotation, cellular component: ribosome; cytosolic large ribosomal subunit. The record is from RefSeq and is a predicted model, not a curated record. Gene Ontology annotation, biological process: translation.
CUUUUCCACUCUCCUGAAAUGCCUACCAGACUUCACCAUAACAGAAAGAAGCGUGGACACGUCUCAGCCGGUCACGGUCGUGUUGGAAAGCACAGAAAGCAUCCUGGUGGUCGUGGUCUUGCUGGUGGUCAACACCAUCACCGUACCAAUAUGGACAAAUACCAUCCUGGUUACUUUGGUAAGGUCGGUAUGCGUCACUUCCACUUGAAGAAGAACCCUCUCUGGCGUCCUGUCAUCAACCUUGACAAAAUCUGGACUCUUGCUGGUGAAGGUGUUCGUGAAAAGUACAAGAACACUGAAAAGGUUCCUGUCAUUGAUACUCUUCAACAUGGUUAUGCUAAGGUUUUGGCUAAGGGUACUAUCAGCCAACCUGUCAUUGUCCGCACUCGUUAUGUUUCUGCCCUUGCUGAAAAGAAGAUCAAGGAAGCCGGCGGUGUUGUUGAAUUGAUCGCUUAAACAAUACAAUUUUCCGUCAAUAUUUGUCAUCAUUAAAACGUCGCAUUUUAAAAAAAAUGACUUAUUUGGCAAAUUUACUUGUCGUCUUUUGUUGUAGUUGACACAGUAAAAAAAACAGCUCCUCCACAUCUCAGAUAAGAAGUCGUAGUAAAAAAAAGAAAAAGUGCACUACACAGCUACAAUCAUAGUUUUUAGACUGUUGUGUUUGAAAAGCGAUGCAGUUUCGCUGCACGUUACAAUCCUGUGGAUAAUGAGCUCUCUCGUUUUAA